Messenger RNA from Micropterus dolomieu (smallmouth bass), 1857 nucleotides. Its product is annotated as filamin-C-like. Lineage: Eukaryota; Metazoa; Chordata; Actinopteri; Centrarchiformes; Centrarchidae. The transcript is spliced from 4 exons. Gene Ontology annotation, biological process: actin cytoskeleton organization. The annotation marks the transcript as partial. Gene Ontology annotation, molecular function: actin filament binding. The record is from RefSeq and is a predicted model, not a curated record.
ACCAGCAUGCCAUCAGGUUCAUCCCGAGGGAAAAUGGAGUUCAUUCCAUCGACGUUCGUUUCAACGGCAGCCAUGUUCCCGGCAGUCCCUUCAAGAUCAGAGUGGGAGAACCAGGACAGGUUGGAGAUCCCGGCAUGGUGUCUGCUUUCGGACCAGGACUGGAGGGAGGAACCACAGGCGUGGCGUCAGAGUUUGUUGUGAACACGUGUAAUGCUGGCUCAGGGGCUCUGGCUGUGACCAUCGAUGGACCGUCGAAGGUCAAGAUGGACUGUCAGGAGUGUCCUGAGGGCUACAAGGUCUCCUAUACACCUAUGGCUCCUGGACACUACCUGAUCUCCAUCAAGUAUGGCGGACCCCAGCACAUCGUAGGCAGCCCCUUCAAGGCCAAAGUCUCAGGACCUCGUCUGUCCGGGGGCCACAGUCUGCAUGAGACAUCGUCUGUUCUCGUGGAAACUGUCACCAAGUCAUCAGCGAUGGGAGGGGCCUUCGCCUCCUUACCCAAAUUCUCCUCAGACGCCAGUAAAGUCAUCUCCAGAGGCGCCGGCCUGUCGAAGGCCUUCGUAGGUCAGAAGAACACGUUCACAGUGGACUGCAGCAAAGCAGGCACCAACAUGUUGAUGGUGGGCGUUCACGGGCCAAAGACGCCCUGCGAGGAGGUCUACGUCAAACACAUGGGCAACCGGAUGUACAACGUCACGUAUACGGUCAAAGAACAAGGCAGCUACAUCCUCAUCGUCAAAUGGGGCGACGAGAACGUCCCCGGCAGUCCCUUCCACGUCACCGUCCCUUAAACCUGAACUCUUCAUCUCUAUGUCGUCCCUCCGCUGCAGCCCCUCACCCUCCUCACCCUCCUCACCCUCCUCACCCUCCUCACCCUCCUCACCCUCCUCACCCUGAUGCACUGACCACACAAAGACUUUUCACUUCCUGUUUUCAGUCUCUUUCUGGUGUCUCUUGGAAAAACUCUGUUCACUUUAGAAUUUAUAUCACUUCAACUUCACAGUGCUGACCUUGGAAGGUAGAAUCACACAGUCCAACAGUAAUAUCAGAAGAUGUUAUCAAGAUAUUAUCCUUUAAGCACAAGAUACUACUGAGGUCAAACAAGACUUUAACAUGUGCCUACAAAUAACAUCUAAAAAGGAUCUUGUGUGCACAACUUUUAACUUAUAUUUAACCUAAACUGUACCCUGAAGUAUCUUGUCUGAGUGUCUUGCUCACCCACGAUAAAAUGAAAUCACCUUGGGGACCUCAGGCUACUCUUAUUGACUCGGUUCAGUGAAGGACAGCAUUUGGACAAAACCACUUAGCAGAUCUUUGUACGAUAACGAUUUCUUCAGGAUGUUUCUGGAUUUAUCUGAAAAACUGUGGAUGCAGGAAUGUGUAGAUGCCCCAGUUUUUUAUUCUUACAUCUCAAAGUCUGAUUGUACAACUUGUUUCAUGAUGUCUGGUUAAACCUGUGUUGUAAUGGCGUCUCCCCACCGAGCUGCAGAAAGCUGAAGGAUCAGGACGAGCUGUGCUGGGACUUUAUUUAUUCUCUUUUCCCCCCUCAUUUUAUUUUCUUUGACAGAAAAUGGUCUUAUUGUAGAGAAAGCGAUGAGGCUGAUCUUCUUUCCUGAAUUAGUUGUUCAGAGACAGACGUGAUGAUUCAGAUUUUCUUUUUUUACCACAGGAAGAAGUGCAGUGAAGCAAUCAGUGUGUUUUGUGAAUGGUGAUGUUGCGAUGACACAGUAUUACAGAGUGACAUUUUAUAGUGAUUUUGUAUGUAUCAAAACUGGAUGAAUGAAGUAAAUUGUUUGAUAUGUUAACCUUCAAUCUGGCAAGAUUGUGCAGGCAUAAUAAAGUAUAUUCGCUAACUUG